CAGCGGGUUAAAGAGGGGGCGGGAAUCCGGGUCGUUUCCGGGUUGUCGCUGCGUCUUGUUGGUCUUCACAGCUUCUUCAAAUAACUGGAAUCAUGAACCAGCUGCCACGAGACACUGUGCGGCUGCUGUCCAGCUCCCAGGUCAUCACCUCCGUGUUGAGCGUUUUGAAGGAACUGUUGGAAAACUCCCUGGACGCCGGAGCUUCGAGCAUCGAUGUUAAACUGGAGAAUUAUGGUCUGGACCGGAUAGAAAUACGCGACAAUGGCCAAGGGAUCAAAGCCGCAGAUACUCCUGUUAUGGCAGUGAGACAUUAUACUUCAAAGAUCUGCUGCCACGAUGACCUGGAGCGUCUGGAAACGUACGGCUUCAGAGGAGAAGCACUGGGCUCCAUUUGUGCAGUGGCAGAGGUAGCCGUCACCACGAAGACAGUGGAGGAGGACAUCAGCGUCCAAUACAUGUUGAGCUUCACUGGGGAGAUUGUCUCUCAGAAGCCGUCUCACUUGGGUCAAGGUACAACAGUGAGUGUGCUGAAGCUGUUCAAGAAUCUCCCGGUGAGGAGGCAAUUCUAUUCCUCUAGCAAGAAGUGCAAAGAGGAGCUGAAGAAAGUCCAAGACCUGCUGAUGGCGUACGCUAUAAUCAAACCUGACCUGAGGCUCACGCUCGUUCACAAUAAGGUGGUGAUUUGGCAGAAGUCCAAGGUGGCCGAUCACAGAAGUGCCCUCGCUGCUACACUGGGACCCGGCGCUGUGGCCAACCUGCUUCCAUGCCACUACCACCAAGAGCAGCCAGAGAUCUCUUUAGAGGGUUUUUUCCCGAAGCCUGGAGCAGAUUACUCGUCUACCAGCUCAUGUAGCCCUGACAAAACUUUUCUAUUUGUCAACAACCGGCCGGUCCACCAUAAGGAUGUAAUGAAGCUGUUGCGUCAACACUACGCGGCUCAGUAUCCAGGUGACUCAGCCUCAAAUCGAUAUCCCACCCUUCUGCUAAAAAUGACCGUUUCACCCUCUUCAGUCGACGUCAACCUGACACCGGACAAGACCCAGGUUCUACUUGUUAACAAGGAGGCUGUGCUCACUGCUGUGGAGGCUUUGCUGGUUUCUCUCUAUGGCUUUAAACCUGGUAGUGAUCCCUCGGCUGAGACUGAUGCUUCACGACUCGUCACUGAGCAAAGUAAAGAAAUGGAUGUCGGUGUCGCCAACCACAAUGACAAUGGCAUCACUUUGUCUAUUGCAAAGGACUCUGAUAUAUCACUGCCCCCCCAGACCUCGAACAGCAGCUCUUCAUCUUCUGUGGCAGAGGACUGGAUCGUCAACCAGUCCAGCUUUUCUCUUUAUGAUGAUGAAAUGGCUCAGAGCUGCACUCAGACGACAGAAACAGACUCGGCAAACAAAUCUUCGGAAAGACUUGAGGACAAUGUGGGUUCAGUGACAGAAACAAACAAACACCAGAUCUCCGCUGAGGACUGGAGUCGUGGGACGGCCCUGACUGACCCUGUAUCCAGAGAACCCCUGCAGCCCGUUAAAAUCCACCAACCCUCCAAGCUCAAUGGUUCCGACCUGGAUGAGUUAAAGAGCCACAGCAGCUCGAACAAAAAGACGUUCAACAGCAUAAUAGAGAAGCGGGACGCUCUGACAGCCUACGACCUGAUCAGCAACCGUGCCAUCAGGGCGCCGCUCUCGUCUACCACCUCGUUGGAGAAGGAGGCCAGAGCCGAGGUCCUGAGGGAGGAACCCACAGCCGGCCUGCAGGAUGUCAGUGUCACCGCUCAGGAGAGGUGGAAAAAUCUGAGGGAGGACGACCAUAAGAAGUCUGAGGAGAAGGCAAAACAACACCAGGACCAAAGGACCAGGCUGGCCCCUGCUGAGGGCCCCAGAGAGCCCAGCGUGGGCUCCCCAAGGGGCCACGUGCGCAGCCUGAAACGCAAAGCCCCGCUGUCCAAUCAGCAGCUGCUGGACGAGCUCUUCUCUGCUCAGCCCCAGAGGAAGAUGAAGAACUCUCCACCUCGGCCCUCCCAGCCGCUCCCCUGCAGCGUGGCUGCCCUUCGGCUGCAGCUCCAGCGCCUCUCAUCCCAGCGCAGCGCGGCUCCACGGGGCCCCCGCCUUGUAAACCGCCUGGCCUCUCAGAACGCCUGGGUCAUUUUAUGUGGUCAGAGGCUCAUGUUGUUAAACCCAUUUCGAGUGGAGGAAGCCUUGCUGUUUAAGAGACUUCUAGAGAAUAAUAUACUUCCAGCUGAGAGACUGCAGAACCCUAUACAGUUAACAGAUGGAAAUCUAGGAGGAGCUGAAUAUACAGAUGUUUUGUGCAACAUGGAGAAACGAAGCCCUGAGCUGGACGGACGCUGCCUCUUCUCUGAUCCCAGGCUUGUAGCUAAUGGGUUUAAAAUCAAACUCACUCCAGGCCUCACAUCGGCCGACAGACAUCUGGAAGUGACAGCCAUGGCAGACUGUGUGCCGUUCCUCGGUGUGGACGACCUCAGGGAGAUCCUGACUGCAGUUCUUCACAGGAAGGCCCGGACCGUCCAGGAGAGCCGGCCGCUCAAAGUAACAAACUACCUUCAGGGAGAAGCUGUGCGACUUGCACGUCAGGUGACUACAAAUCUAUCCAGGGAAGAUGUGGAGGAAAUCCUGGUGCGCAUGGAGCAGCAGCUUGGGGAGAACAGCAGGUCCUGCAUCCACGGCCGGCCGUUCCUCCAGCACCUCUCUGACGUCCCUGUCACCGAGCAGGAAGCUCAGGCCCUGCUGACUCCAGAGCUGCAGACGCCUUCAUGAGAACUAACGCUUUGUUUCCAGUCUCUAAUGAUGUCGAACUUUGUUACAAGCAGAAUAUCAAAAUAAAGUGAUCAAGUAUGUGAGG
This is a messenger RNA of Platichthys flesus (European flounder), 2853 nucleotides long. It is a transcript of the gene pms1, whose product is annotated as PMS1 homolog 1, mismatch repair system component. NCBI's taxonomy places the organism in Eukaryota, Metazoa, Chordata, Actinopteri, Pleuronectiformes, Pleuronectidae. Gene Ontology annotation, biological process: mismatch repair. The transcript has 13 exons. The record is from RefSeq and is a predicted model, not a curated record. Bases 93 to 2768 code for a protein of 891 amino acids. Gene Ontology annotation, molecular function: ATP-dependent DNA damage sensor activity; mismatched DNA binding; ATP hydrolysis activity. Gene Ontology annotation, cellular component: MutLalpha complex.